Messenger RNA from Chelonoidis abingdonii (Abingdon island giant tortoise), 1851 nucleotides. NCBI's taxonomy places the organism in Eukaryota, Metazoa, Chordata, Testudines, Testudinidae. The record is from RefSeq and is a predicted model, not a curated record.
CCGCCUGGUGGUGUGUGUGCGCGAGAGAGAAGAUGGCGGCGGCGGAGGCAGCAGCGUGAGGAGCCGAGCGGACGCCGAGCUUCCUAUUGAAGCGCGGGCGCCAUGGCCUUAAACAGCGCCCAGUAUAUCUUUGGGGAGUUCAGCCCUGAUGAGUUUAAUCAAUUCUUUGUGACUCCUCGAUGCUCCGUUGAGCUUCCUCCAUACAAUGAAACAGUUUCUUGUGGUGUUAAGUCCACAGGUGAGCGUCAUGAUGGUGCAUCCAUUUCAAUCCAUGCAACAAUAGAUCCUCGAAACACCACGGAAUGGAUUGAAACAAAGGUGGCUGGAAGCAAAGUGGAAGGGGAGGAUUAUCGGAGAAUUGAAUUUGGUGUUAAUGAAGUUAUUGAGACAGAGUCAUCUGUGCUGAAUAACAAUGACUACGGUAUUUCGAGCACUCUGAAUCCUCAGGCUCCAGAAUUUAUUCUCGGUUGUGCAUCAACUCAGAAAACCCAUGAUGACAUUCUUAAUGAAACUAACUUCAACUCCAUAGACUGCCAGUUCACUGAUCCUGCCCUUGCUCUGGAUAGCGGUUCUAAUCCUGAAAAUGAUAGCUUAUCUGGGGGCCUUGGACAACGGGAGCGUAAAAAGAAGAAAAAAAGACCACCUGGAUACUACAGUUAUUUGGAAGAUGUCAGUGAUGGCAUUGUUCCUGCAGAAGCUCUUGUAAAUGGCCAUGCAAAUUCAUCAGGACUGAAUAGUAUAAGCGCAGAAGAUACGGAACUUACAGGAGACAGACCAUCAUCAGCCUCACCAAGGACUUGUAACAGCCCUGAAAAUUCUGUGGACUUCAUUAGUGAAGCUGUGUCUGAUGAUUCUGUUUCUAGUGUAUUAGACAAUACCAGGACUGCAGGGCAGCCUGAGAUAUGCAGUGUUAUCAAUUCUGAACAAUUCUGUAUCUCCUCAGAGGCUGGUAGAGAGAGCCCUUUAAGGACAGCUGUUGUAGAACCUUAUGAUGGUACUGAUACUACUGAAAAUCUUGGUGUUACAAAUGGACAAACACUUGAAUCAUCUGGUGAGGGCCCAGCUGCCAAUGGGGUAGAAUUGCACACUAUGGAAAGCACUGACUCAGACCAAGCUAAGCCUGAAGAUGUUUCACCUACUACUGAGGCGACAGCCCCGGUUUCAGGAUCAGUCCCUGUUAAUCAGCCUGCAAAAUCGUGGGCUAGUCUUUUUCACAAUUCCAAGCCCUCUGCUUCCACAUCUGUGGCCUAUGUUGAGACUAAGUGUACCCCUCCUGCCACAUCUACUCUAUUCCCUGAAAAACAGGUUGAAGUCAAAGAGGGACCUGUUCCAGUUUCAGAGGAUCCUGUAGCCAUAAAGAUUGCAGGUAUAGUUAACAGACACUAGAGUGGACAUUCUGGUAGAACAGUAGCACAUUUUGCCUUAAAACAAGAGUGUACAGUAUUGAAAGAGAGAAGAGACACACUUGUGUUAAUCCAAGAUUAAGGUUGAUUUUAAUUAAACAAUUCCGAAAAUUAAUAUAGUUAUUAAAAGUGGGUAACUAUUUCAACUCUGUCCUUUGAAUAAACAUUGCAAUAAUGUAAUAUCAUAUGAUCAUACAACAAGAAUACAGUAAUAUAAAUGCUACAUAUAAGCAUCUAAAGCUACGUGAGGCAUGGUUUAAAUUUAACAGCACAGAGUUUGAUUUAACAGUCUUACUGGAGGAGCAGUUUAGAAAAAAAGUAUUUGCUUUCUGUUGAAUUGUUUGCUAAAUAGUAUGUCUCAUCAUCCAGUGUUUGUGAUCCUGUUAUAAUGCAUACAUUCAAGGGAGGAGUGUUCAGAUUGCUUAUGUUAGAAUUAAGAAAUUCAGUU